Messenger RNA from Nematolebias whitei (Rio pearlfish), 1656 nucleotides. It is a transcript of the gene slc25a46, whose product is annotated as solute carrier family 25 member 46. The transcript has 8 exons. The coding region runs from base 107 to 1312 and encodes 401 amino acids. Gene Ontology annotation, biological process: axon development; mitochondrial fission; mitochondrial membrane fission. Lineage: Eukaryota; Metazoa; Chordata; Actinopteri; Cyprinodontiformes; Rivulidae. The record is from RefSeq and is a predicted model, not a curated record. Gene Ontology annotation, cellular component: mitochondrial outer membrane.
AGAACAGUUUCCGGUUGCUGGAUGUUUUGGUUGCGAUUUGUCUGGUCUGUCAGCUCCUCUCUUCGUCCGGUUCGGUAAGGUUUGGUUCGGUUCUUCCGUCUCCCUCAUGGCCUCCAGACGGACCGACAGCUUCGACGGGUUCGGUUACCGAGGUCGUGAUGACCCGCAGCACCACUGGGUCAGCACGCCACCGGAUAUCCCGGGCAGCCGGAACCUGCAUCCUGGAGCCCGGACACCGCUGUACGACGAGCCGCAGGCUGAGCAGGGAGGCCCCGGAGCCGGCUACGAGGUUCAGGACCGACCCGGUGUCCCACCUGGAGAGCAGCUGAACCGGUUUGCUGGCUUCGGGAUCGGACUCGUCAGUCUGUUCACAGAGAACGUCCUCGCCCACCCCUGCAUCGUCUUCCGCAGACAGUGUCAGGUGAACUACCAUGCCCGUUGUUACCAUCUGACUCCGUUCAGCACCGUCUUCGUCAUGUACUCCAUCUCCAAGGCUCAGGGGAUGAAGUCUCUGUGGAAGGGGAUGGGCAGCACCUUCAUCGUUCAUGGCAUCACACUCUGCGCCGAAGGCAUCAUCAGCGAGGUCACACCGUUACCACGGGAACUUCCUCACAGCUGGAGCUACAAACAGCUGGCAGGACAUUUACUGCUGAGAGGGCUAACGGCUGUCGUCGCGCUUCCAUUUUACUGUGCGAGCCUCGUUGAGACAGUCCAGAGUGAGAUUGUGAGGGACGAGUCCUCCUCCGGCCUGCUGGACUGCAUCCAUGAGGGUCUGACCCGGCUCCUGGGUGUCGGUGCUCCUCACAGCCGCCGCCUGCUUCCUCUCAGCUGCUUGCUGCUUCCUGUGGCGCUGCACGCCAUUCUGCGUUAUGCCAUCUCCGUAUCCGUCCAGCAGGUGGCACUGUGGCUGCACCAGCGGGGCAGGAAGCGGCCCUUGGACCCCUCAGACCCAUUGGACACCCACUUUCCUGAGCUGGUGGCAAGGUGGGCGGGGUCUUUGGUGGCUGACGUGAUGCUCUUUCCUAUGGAGACGGUGCUGCACCGCCUCAGUCUGCAGGGGACUCGCACCAUCAUCGACGCCACCGAUGGUGCAGUGGCCACAGGAAAUGGCGGCAGCCCGCUGGUUCUGCCCGUCAACACACAGUACGACGGCUUCAGCGACUGUCUGCAUGCCAUCCGCCGAAAAGAGGGCGGGGCCGGGUUCUACCGGGGCUUCGGGGCUCUGCUGAUGCAGUACACUGUCCACGGGGCGCUGCUCGCCGCCGCCAGGACACUGCUCAGGGUUCUGCUGCUGGACGCCAAGACCGCUUAGGGCGUUACCGUGGAGACCGAACCGAGACCGGCCACAACAACAGGACGAUUGGUUGAUGAUCUGCUGACCGACUGAUCCCCUCAGAUCCACCUCCCUAAUGAUGUCACUUCCUGCCUGGGCUGACAGUCUGUUGCCAUGGAAACAGUUUGACCAUCAGCAGCUGAUUGUCAAUAAAACAAAUACACAUGUAAACAAACUUUGAAAAACACAUCAACAACCAGCAGGCGUGUCAGCAGAGGAAGCCGGAGUUUUUCUGUAUAAAAGUGUAAAAAUCAAAAGUUGUUCGUGUGAAAAAGUUGAAGUAGAAUAAAUUAUUUGUGACUCGUUAAAAGAACAAACUGAAA